AUGAGGCCACGCUCACAACUCGUCACGAACGCUUUUGUUGUUUCUUAUCGGCGAUCUGACGGCUGUUGUGGUGUAUCGGUUUGAGCUCGCUACUCAUAACUCGAUUUAUCUAUUUUCCACUGCGUUGAUAUAAACCCCACUGUCCUCAUCAUUCCGGCCAUUCGGAUCCCAUCGGUGUACAUGUAUUCCGUUACCUUAUCCAAGGACGACAAUAUGGAGUAGUGAUAUUCCACUGUGAACGUGAUUUACUGUGAACGACUGUCUUACAGCAAGAUUAUCGGCGAACCCAACCCACCAGAAGUUGUGAUGGAGGGAGAAGAUAAAGAAAGUGCCAAGAGAGUUGGAAUCAUCGGAACUGGCAAUUUCGGCAGAGCUCUUGCAAAACGGUUGAUCUUUUCUGGCUAUGACGUCAUCAUCGGUAGUCGAAGACCUGAGUACCGACAACUAUCGGAAUAUGACGAGUGCUUGUGUGACGUUCGGCUCACAACCAUCACGGAAUGUGUGCGAAUGUGCAACGUUGUCUUCAUAUCGGUUCACGUGGAGAACUUCAACGACACAUUUUCGCCGCUGGGAGAACUGUUCGCAGAUAAAAUUGUCAUUGAUGUAUCGAACAGGGAAAACAUCUCUGGCAAAGUGUCCAACUCAGAAUAUUUGAUGACCUUUCUACCAAAAGCCAAAAUCGUCAAGGCCUUCAACAUUAUCUCCGCUUACGUUAUGGAAAACGACAUCGCCGGCGGAAGUAGAAAGGUUUUCGUCGCCGGAAAUGACGUCACGGCUCGAGAUGUAGUGUGCAAUAUUGCGCGUGAUAUGGGUUUUGCGCCUGUGGACUUUGGUGGUUUGGCGUCGGCACGCAGAAUAGAGGCGUUUGUUCUACGAUUGUUCCCAGGAUGGAAGGUGCCAAUAUUCUUCACGUUUGCAAUAUUCAACUUGUGGUGUUUGUACAUCACGUACAUCUAUUUCAUAGACAGGACGGCGUAUAGAUGGGAUCAGAUUUUUGUGAAAGUGUUGAACAAACCACUCUGCAUGACAGCCAUUACGUUAAUGGCCUUGACCUAUAUGCCUGGAUGUAUUGCUGGAUUUCUGCAGAUGGUUUAUGGAACAAAAAACAAACGUUUUCCAAAAUGGAUGGAUUACUGGCUAAAAUCAAGAAAACAGUUGGGUAUCAUUUGUUUUAUUCUCGUUUUCGCUCAUGUGCUGAUAUCCAUUUUGUUAAUGAGCUCGACGUACUACAGUUCAUGGUUCCAAUCCACCGCCAUAACUAUACCUGGCAACCUAACUACCGACCUUCACCUUCCUAUGAAAACAUGGAUGAUAUGGAAAGGCGAGGCCGCGUGUCUCGUUGGCAUCAUUGCCUUCAUCUUUCUUUGUCUCCUAGCAACCACUACUCUGCCUUCUGUCGGGGAUUCGUUGAACUGGCGCGAGUGGCGUUUCGUCCAAUCAACGCUCGGCUAUACUGUACUGUUUCUUUCCAUUUGUCACGUGAUGAUAAUGGGAGUUCCUGGCUGGGUGAAGAACGGAUUUCCUAAAACGUUUGGUUCCAUUACAUUUCUGUGUCUUAUACUACCAGUGACUGUGUUUAUAAUGAAACUGAUUCUCCUGCUGCCUUGCGUGAACAAAUAUGUGUCCAAAAUACGAAAAGGAUGGGAGCGAAACAACCACCCGUGCUUACCCCACUCCCGCUGUAAAGACAGCAAGUGUUUUGGCGACGAGUAUGUUGCGUUAAAACUCGGGGGGAUACGGAAUGAAUGUGGAUGUAGUGAGGGCUCAAUGUCAACGAAUUUACGCACACCCACGUGCGACUGUGUGGUGUGAUAAAGUAGGACCUUCAUAAUCCGGACCUGGUAUAAUCCAGCAACGCUUCCGUAUUUGUUCGUCUGUUUGACUGUAGCUGUGGUACAUUAAUAUGCUGGCGAUCUGUAAACAUUUGAGUCUGUAAAGGAUUAUCCACACAGAGAGAGAGAGAGAGA
This is a messenger RNA of Haliotis rubra (blacklip abalone), 1967 nucleotides long. Its product is annotated as metalloreductase STEAP4-like. Gene Ontology annotation, cellular component: endosome; plasma membrane. NCBI's taxonomy places the organism in Eukaryota, Metazoa, Mollusca, Gastropoda, Lepetellida, Haliotidae. The transcript has 2 exons. Gene Ontology annotation, molecular function: ferric-chelate reductase (NADPH) activity; cupric reductase (NADH) activity. Bases 307 to 1812 code for a protein of 501 amino acids. The record is from RefSeq and is a predicted model, not a curated record. Gene Ontology annotation, biological process: copper ion import.